UGGAUGUAAAAAUACCUUGCGACCAAGGGGAGAGGUUGGAACUGCUGGAGGCAGACGCACCUAUUCUGAGAAGAAGACGUAGGAGCAGCUGGAGCAGCUGUGGGAGUGGGAUGGCCUGUGCUUUCAGCUGAUCAGAGGCAACUGAGGCUUGUCCAUGGAGAAAUUCAAAGGUCCCACCACAGGAUUUACAAAAGCCACCUGUGGAUGGAGAGCCCUGCUUCUCCCGCAGCUGAACAGACAGUCCCUGUACAUGUACGGCAGUGAGGUGGCUGUGGAGAAGGAGUGCAUGCGUCAGUUGGAAAGCGGAGUCUUUGUCAUUCACCCCUUCAGCCCUAUGAGGAGUUACUACAUCAUGGUCAUGAUGGCAAUCACAUUUCUCAACCUGAUUGGGAUUCCCAUGGAGAUAGCCUUUCUGGACGGCAACAGCGGACUCGCUUGGGAGAGUUUUAAUGUGUUCUCCGACACGCUGUUCCUCAUAGAUGUGGUUCUGAACUUCAGGAUGGGUAUCAUAACGGAGGAUGCAGAGGAAGCUAUUCUGGAUAUAAAAAAAAUCAGAGUCAGUUACCUGAGGACAUGGUUCAUACCCGAUGUCAUUGCAGCUUUCCCUAUUGGAUACAUCCUGCUGUUUGCGGACUUACACUACCAUAAUGAUGACAACCCAUCCAAGGCCAACAAGAUGAUGAGGAUACUUAUGUUCGUGCGGAUCCUCAGCUUGAUCCGGCUGGCUCGAGUUUCCAGACUGGUCAGGUUCUUCAACGAAGUUGAAAAAGUGUCAAACGCAAACCUGGAGGUUGUUCGGCUCUUCUUCCGCAUCUUGUCUCUCUUCAUGAUGAUUUUUUUGCUGUGUCACUGGAACGGCUGCAUCCAGUACUUCGUCCCCAUGCUAGAGGAGUUUCCCACAGACUGCUGGGUUCGGAAGGAAAACCUGAUGAAUUCCACGGUCAUCGUUAAAUACUCUUGGGGAGUUUUCCGAGCUCUUUCUCAGAUGAUUGCUCUCUCUUAUGGAUCCAUGGAUGCUCCAACAAAUUACAUAGAGAUGUGGAUUGUGAUGGUCAGCAUGGUGUCUGGCUGCAUGAUGUACACCAUCCUUGUAGCCAACGCAACCACUAUGAUUGCGAACCUCGACCCAGCAGCCAAGGAAUACAAGAGCAAGAUGAGCCGCUUGGAGCAUUACAUGGCCUUCAUGAAGCUCCCACCAGAGUUGCAUCUUCGCAUCAGCAACUACUACCAGGCCCGCUAUGGAGGGAAGUGGUUCGAUGAGAAAUACAUCAUGGACACAAUAUCCUCAUCACUCAAAGAGCAAAUCCUGAUGGUGAUGUGCAGCCAGCUGCUGAAGAAAGUGCCAAUGUUUCAGAACAGAGAGGAAACCUUCAUCAAUGACGUCCUUCUAAAACUGCAUUACGAGGUGUUCCAGGAGGGAGACGUCAUCGUUCGUCAGAAUGUCCCCGGUGACCGCAUGUUCUUCAUUGAUCAUGGAGAGGCUCUGAUGGAGACUGAGUCCUACGAGAGGGAGCUGUGCGAUGGAGACUUUUUUGGAGAGACAUGCGUGCUGACCAAAGGCAAGCAUCUGGCCACAGUGAAGGCACUGACUGACUGCCAGUGCUUCUCUUUGUCCUGGGACGACUUUCAGGAGGCGCUCCGGGGCUUCCCAGACAUCAAGAAGGACUUAGAAAAAAUUAUCCUCGUCAGCUCUGACGGUGAAGUUGUGUAAGAUCAAAAAGUAAUACUUGAACUAUUUUCUGUAAAGGACUGAAUCUUGUCCCAUGCACUUCCAGGGCAUUUGGAUGGCUAUUGGAUGUUCAAUGAAGAGUUUUGCACAUUGAUAAAAGUUGAGCACUUUUCAAAUAGUGAGAUGGACUUUGUAGAGAUGCUUUCCCUUCUGAUCCCCCACCUAUCUGCAGCAAGAAAAGACCUCAACAUAUAGGGCAUUGGGAUGUUUCACCUUUUAUUUGAUUAACUAUUGCAGUUUAUUGCAAAACAACAAACCGUAAUAUAAGCUUCUUCACUCCAGUCACAGUUUGAUUGGAGCUGAAACAGUUUCUGGGAAAUACAGUAUAAAUACCAUAGAGUCACCUAAUAAACAGGUAUUUAUUUCAUGUCUCUCUGAACCAUGGAUGUGUCAGUGGGGUGAUUAACAACUCCUACAGUGCAGAUCAGAGAUUUACAUACACUGAUCACCAUUAUGAAUUUCAUAUUAAUGUUGGGUUUUUAAUGAUGCUUUCAAAACAUUCUCUUCCCAGGAAUAUUUUGCAGCAUACCACUUCACUGAAUUCUAAGCAUAGAAAUUAGGUGCACAAGUUAGAGUUUGAGGCAAGCUUUAUCUAAUCCACACAGGUUACAAAUUCUACACACUGGCUCAAAUAUAUAGUUACACCCCUACCAACUAAGUUGCAGAGAAACCACACACUUUUUGUCGACAUAAGCAAUUCCGGCUUGGUAUUUGUCGGUACCACUUGGCAGAAAUGAAGUAACUCAUUUUCACUGUUUGGUUUUCUGGCUUUUAGCCAAAGUCCCAAAAAAAGUUUAGUCUGUAGGGAAGCCGUUCAACUUUGAUGUAAGCCUUUGCAACUAGCUGGAAGAAGUACACAUGCAACUAGUUAGAGAGGCUUACAUCAAGGUUUAAUGGCUUCCCCACAGACUCACUAUCGUUGUCCUGUAGAAACACCUAGUUCUGUCGACAACAGCCCGACAACCCAGGAAUCAGCAAGAUUCAAGUUGAUCACAAACCGGAAGAUGGCAGAACAUCAGUCACUGAAGUCAGUGGAGCACAUUUUAAAUCAACAUGGACUGAGAAGGUGCCAACCAAGGAUGAAGCAUUACAUAACCUGUACUGUAUGUUUGAGGGAUUCAGGGUAAGUCUUUCAAACAUAAACAUUAGAGUUGUACAAUAUGCAUGUAUUGCAAUCCAAAAGGACUGCUGGGUGCAAUUUUUGGUAGGAUUUAAUAUUUAUAGUGCCCCGCAUGCAAAUUCUGCCUCCUAGUUGAAGAAUUGGCCAGCUGAAUUGACUUUUACGGCCUUCAAUGCCCACGCUUGGUGUUUAUGUUCCUGGGAUCCUGAAACUCACAAAGAUUGACAGAGGCAUUGUUAUGAAGAAAGAAUAAGGAAAGAGUCUCACAUGGUUUUUACCCAUAAUCAGUAUCGUCAUUGCAAUAUGCAGCAAACAUUUCGCAAUUCUAGGUUUUCCUUACAUUGUUUAGCUCUAAUAAAAACAGCAUCAAUUAUACAUGUGUGGUGACAGCAUCAUUCUCAGUGUCUGUUUUGCUAUGAGUGCCUUGUGCAUCACAAAGUGGUUGGAAUAUUUGAGAAUUAAGGAUCACCUCCAAAAUCUUCUACUUUGCUUCAGAUCAACAGCUAGAUGGUUAUAAUUUAGACACAAUUGAUCCCAAACACACAUUAAAAUUGGUUUUGGUAUGGUUAACACAGGCAGCAAAAAGUUUUUGGGGAACAGCUCUGGAGCUAAACUGUUUUAAAUUCUGUUUAAAAGUCAGGUCACCAACCAAUUUAGAUAGAUUCUUACAAUAUACUGAGCCUGAAAUACUUUGCUGAUACAAAAAGAGUGUGAUUCUCAGCAACUUGCCAAAAGACAUUUAUCUGAAUAUUAAGGGCAGUAUUUGAAUUAAUUUGAGUAUGUCUGUAUAAUGGUAAAUCUGAGUGGAUCAGUAAAACAUAGUAUUACAUUUUAAUUUCCCCUAAUUCUUGUUUUUUUUAAAUCCAUUGACGUUAUAUGUUGCAUCAUUAAAUGCCCACAAUUAAAAUAACAUUCCUGCUGAUGAUAUGUGUAUAAAAACUGCUUGGCACUGUAAACACAUGUUCAGUGUUUUUCAUUUACAGCAGUCACAUAGUGGUGAUGUGGGAGGACUGUUCAGGGUUCUUUUGGGUUUUGUUUGGGGCCACGAUAUUUUUUUCUAAAUACAUCUAAGAUGUUGUUAUACCUAAACCCAAUAGAGUCAAUUUUGCAGCUUUUUAUAGACACCAAACAGUAAGUGAGAACAAAAAUAUAGAGAAAUCAAUGGUCUCCCACAUGAGACUGGAGCUGUCAUGUUCAAGGUGAAGCAAAGUGAACAAACAAUCACUGCUUCCCAUAUUUGCCACCCCACCCACCAAGGAAACAGUGCUGUGGAGAUCAGUUUGUUUUCCUCAAUCAACCAAACAAGCAUGGUUUUUUGACUGUUGGAGAUAAACCCAUGAAUGCACAGGAGGAACAUUUUAUCAUCUCUUCGUAGGACUCUUUAAGUGCCAGGAUGAACCUGGAAGCUCUGUUUAUUGCAAAACCGUUGGAUCGUUAUGAGAUGGUUGUCAUAUGCUCACGCUUUAUUUGCCAUAAACACUAUUUUCCUUGUUUAUGAAUCACAAUGUAGGCACCUUAGCAUUUUGUUGGAACAUUUUAGGUGAACAGUUCGAAAGGAGCACAUCCAUGGUUUCCAUAAAUAUUAAAUGGACACCAUCUCUGUAGAGAAAGCAGGUGUGAAACAUAUUUAAGCCACAUCGAGCACAUAUAUUACUCUUGUAUGAACAUUUACUCUCUUUAGCCAGAAACUAUUCAAUUUGUUUUGUUUUUUUGUUUGUUUUUUCAUUUUUUGGACAACAGUGGCCUUAACAUUUAUUAUUACAAUAGAGCCAGGGUUGAUUGUGAAUAUUUUGGCUCAUUCUCAUAGUUGUAGAUCUGACGGCCUUUUUUCUUUCCUCAAAAUAUUAUCCGUAUUUACCUCAAAUUUGUGGCAAAGAUGGAGAUCUAAGGUUAAUUACCAUAAGUGCACAGGAUAUAACAGUCUGGAGGCCUCUUAGCGAUGUUUAACAAGUUAUUUUGGAGUAAAAAAGAAUGGAUGUUUUAAAAUUUGUAAUUAUUCCUUUAAUUUAUGUAAACUGCAUUUUUCCUGAAAUAAAGUGAGAGAAAUAAAACAAACUCACUUGUGCUCUAAUUAGUGCCAGAUUCAACACAGAAUCUUCCACAUCCUUAAACUCUUUUUCUCUUUAUCUUUUUAUGUUCAUCCAUGAUCCAGUAUGAAUUAAUACCUCUUGAGCACUAUUCAACAUUUUUCCAUGUUACAACCACAAACUGUGUAUUUCAUUGUGAUUUUAUAUGACAGACUAAAACAAAGUAACAGAUAAUCAAUAAGUGAAACAAAUAUGAUAGUUUGUUUUUCACAUUUUUUGUAUUCAGCCCCCUUGAAGAGUG
Molecule: messenger RNA, 5177 nt
Organism: Girardinichthys multiradiatus
Lineage: Eukaryota; Metazoa; Chordata; Actinopteri; Cyprinodontiformes; Goodeidae
Gene: hcn5
Product: hyperpolarization activated cyclic nucleotide-gated potassium channel 5
Exons: 10
Coding region: 155-1711 (518 amino acids)
Biological process (GO): transmembrane transport; monoatomic ion transport
Cellular component (GO): membrane
Molecular function (GO): monoatomic ion channel activity
Source: RefSeq, a predicted model, not a curated record